GAAGUCAAGCGCGCGCUAAUCGCAGUCGACUCUCGCCCGCCAGUGUGCGAAAGCCAACACAACAUUGCGAAAGCAAUCAUUUUACAAAGUUCUUUGGCAACACUUUGUGAAAUAGUUCGGGCCCGUGCAAUUUCUGUGUUGUGGUUUUGCAGCUAACAGUUUUCGGUCUCCAGCGAUUUACCAACCGAUCUACUGCUGCUGCUGCCUUCGUUGCGGGUUUUUGUGAGUUGUUGUUCGAAAAUCCGCUUGACCCCGCAUCAAAUGCAAUAAAUUCCGAACACUCAAACCAACCUGAUCAGAACCAGGACUCGAUUCCUGAAAGUCAAGACUUUAACCACCAAACCAAUUGUACAAUCAACGAGGAACACCCACUACAAAGUAAUCGUAUAGAAGGACUGCUCUGUGAGCGAAGGAAAAGCACCAACCACUACACAGCAACACAAUGGCCUUAAUUAUGAAAUACAUCGACAGCAUAAGCAGAUACAUAGACUCACAUAGUGACUCAAGGACAAAAGGCUGGCCCAUGAUGUCGUCCCCAUUUCCCACACUGGCCGUUUGCCUCACAUACGUGUAUCUGGUCAAGGUGCUAGGACCCCGGUUAAUGGAAAAUCGAAAGCCGCUGCAUCUGCAGAACACACUAGUCAUGUACAAUGCCAUACAGGUUGUAUUCAGCGCGUGGCUCUUCUACGAGUGCUUGAUGGGCGGCUGGUGGGGCUCGUACAGCUUCCGGUGCCAGCCGGUGGACUACACAGAUAGUCCCACAUCCCGGAGAAUAGGCAUUUCCGGUUGGCUAACUGGACAUUAUAGCUUCCGAUGUCAGCCAGUCGACUAUAGUAAUAAUCCUAGAACGUUAAGGAUGGUUCAUGCCUGCUGGUGGUACUACUUUUCGAAGUUCACCGAAUUCAUGGAUACGAUUUUCUUCGUGUUGCGCAAGAAGACUAGCCAGGUAACCACGCUGCAUGUCAUCCAUCACGGCUGCAUGCCCAUGUCGGUCUGGUUCGGCGUUAAGUUCACCCCGGGUGGCCACAGCACCUUCUUCGGCCUGCUCAACACCUUCGUCCACAUCGUGAUGUACACCUACUACAUGUUCUCGGCCAUGGGUCCACAGUACCAGAAGUACCUCUGGUGGAAGAAGUACCUGACCACCCUGCAGAUGGUCCAGUUCAUCCUGAUCAUGGUGCACGCCUUCCAGCUGCUUUUCAUCGACUGCAACUACCCGAAGGCGUUCGUCUGGUGGAUCGGCAUGCACGCCGUCAUGUUCUUCUUCCUCUUCAAUGAGUUCUACAAGGCAGCCUACAGGAGCCGCAUGAUGAAAAAGAACGGGGCGCUGGCCAACGGACAUGCCAGGCCCAACGGCUACUGCAAGAGUAUCAACGCCCAUGACGACCUGGCCAUGCCGCAGCCAACGGAGGCGGCGGCGACCGCGACGCCCGUGUCAAAGGCCAACGGGAGCACAAACUCUCUGACCAACGGCCAUGGGAAUGGCGUGGCCAAUGGCUACAAACAGCUGGCCAGCAGCAGCGCGCACAAGGGUGCAAACGGCGGGCUCUUGACGAACGGAUAUGCCACCAAGCUCCUGGACGACGCCUCCCAGGAGCUGAAACAGCGGAAGACGCCGAAAUAAUAUCGGGGCAAGGAGGGGCGCCGCCAGCACAGAGCUUAGGACCCGGCGACGGCAGUGCCAGGAGCUUCCUGGGAAGGAGCGAAGCUCCACGAGUCAUUUCCACAGGCACACAUUUUUUCACUUCAACUCACUACUCCACAUCGAAGACCAUUUACAUACAAAACUUCACGCAAUGACACACUUUCAUGGGCAUUUGGGAAAACAUGCUGACUAAGCGCAGAUAGCGGAGGUCGGAACUUAAACUACCACAACAAGAAACUUGCAGAGAUUGCAAAGUAUAUUCUCCAGAGCCCAAAUACCAUGUAUCCGAACACAAAAAUAUGCUAAUGGUAUGCCUGCGUACAUGUUGAGGCAAAUGCAAAUGUAUAGGCAUUGCGAAUGCAUAUGCACCCAUUCUUCUAGCAUACUACUUUAAAUAUGAUUUGUUGCUUCUUUUUCUUUAAACUACUUUAGUUGUACAAAGCUUACUUAUCAUAAGUACCCCAGCGGAUUGUAUAAUACAAAAACCAGCAUACGCAAAUCAAGAUUUCAAGUAAACAAUAAUAUAAACCGAAGCCCAGCAUAAACACUUUAAAAACUAAAGCUAAUGCUUAUUACACUUAUUUUGUGUGAGAGCAAGGAAUUCAACUAUUUAAGUCUAGAAUUUAACUUAUAUAUGUGUGUAUAUAAAUACAUAUAUUAUUAAAAUAAACAAAAAAAGAAGCCAACGGCAAAUUUUGUAAAUGUAUAAAUAAAAAACAAAUUUAAUUUAAAAUUAGGCACAAUAAUUGUUAAAAAAUAUAACAGUCAUUCAUUACAGAAAACAAAGAACGUUUAACAAAAUCUUCAAACGCGAGUAUUGGACAUAUUUUGUGAAACGUUUCCAAGUAUACAAAAGAAAAGUAAUGUACGAAAACAUUAAGAAUUCACAGGCUAUUACCCAUAAAGUUUCAUUAAUUUAUUACAAGUAAUUAUGCGGCUAAAAAAAUUGAACGCGAUAUGAAUUUGCAUCUCUUGAUCAUCAAUAACGGUGCAUACCCAAAAACAUCCACAGAACAUCAAUAUUGAAUACAAAUAGUGAACACAAAUAGACAUAACCAUAAGAUCGAUCCACUUGAAACCGAGCAUUAAAAUCAGUAAAUUGUUGGAAUCAAAAAAAACAAAAUAGACUGUAAGUCCCACAUUCUAGGUAUGCAAUUGCCAUACUUUUUGUAUGCGUAAUAGCCAUUUUUGUGGAGCAGUAUGUAAACAUUACCUAUGUAAUUAUUAUUAUACAAAUACAAAAACACAUGUCUAGAAAAUUAGGUGAAAAUGGAGUGGAGCAUUUUUUCAAUAAAAACACUAAACUGAA
Molecule: messenger RNA, 2954 nt
Organism: Drosophila subpulchrella
Lineage: Eukaryota; Metazoa; Arthropoda; Insecta; Diptera; Drosophilidae
Product: elongation of very long chain fatty acids protein AAEL008004
Exons: 11
Coding region: 443-1624 (393 amino acids)
Biological process (GO): fatty acid elongation, monounsaturated fatty acid; sphingolipid biosynthetic process; fatty acid elongation, saturated fatty acid
Cellular component (GO): endoplasmic reticulum membrane
Molecular function (GO): fatty acid elongase activity
Source: RefSeq, a predicted model, not a curated record